Hemicordylus capensis (graceful crag lizard) is the source of this 3763-nucleotide messenger RNA. RefSeq names its product glycerophosphocholine phosphodiesterase 1 (gene GPCPD1). The record is from RefSeq and is a predicted model, not a curated record. Bases 426 to 2492 code for a protein of 688 amino acids. The transcript is spliced from 21 exons. NCBI's taxonomy places the organism in Eukaryota, Metazoa, Chordata, Lepidosauria, Squamata, Cordylidae. Gene Ontology annotation, biological process: glycerophospholipid catabolic process. Gene Ontology annotation, molecular function: starch binding; glycerophosphocholine phosphodiesterase activity.
UCGAGGAAAGCCACCGCGCGCUUCCCUCGGCUCGCCGGUCCCCCUGUUCCGCCAGCCUUCCACAAUCUGCUUUCUCAUUGGUGGCGCCAGUCACGUGCUGCUGGUACCCACUUUGUUUCUUUCUCGCCGCCGGGCGGCGGCUUCAGCCAGGGCGGCUGUAACCGGUUUGAGGCAGAGAGAAAGAGCGGCUCAGGCAUCCGCGCUGCCAACCGAGCAGCCGGUUGGCUGGGCUGAGGCUUCGCUCCCUCCGCAGCCCAGAAGCCGGCGUUUCGCAGUGGAAGGAAGCUGGUCGCCUGCUGUGGGAGAGCCACUGCCGCCGCCGCCGCCGCCGCCCUCCCCAUCGGGGUCCUCCAUCCUCCCCAGGCGCCUUCGCGAGCCUUCCCUGCCGACCAGGUUACAUCUGCCAUUGAACAGCAUUUUCAAAUAUGGCACCUUGUCAGGUUACCUUUGAAGUCAGAGGAGUCUCACCACCAGGAGAGGUUUUGGCCAUAUGUGGAAGCUGCAACUCUCUGGGAAACUGGAACCCUCAGUGUGCGGUGAUGCUUCAUCCGGAGGAUGAAGCCGGUGAUGUCUUACUAUGGAAAGCUAUAGUUGACCUUCCUAGAGGAGCUGAUGUUGAGUACCGGUAUUUUCAAGGGACCUUUCUAGAAGCCCUGAAUACCGGUGGUCCAAUGCAAGUCAUAGUUCACAAGUGGGAGACUCAUCUACAUCCACGAUCAAUAACCCCUUUAGAGGAUGAAAUCUCUAUUGAUGAUGGACACUUUGGAAACUUCGAUGGUGUGGAUAGCAUCGACUGGGGAUGGCUGACGUGUCAGACAGAAAUCAGACUGCGCCUGCAUUAUUCUGAAAAACCACCUAUAUAUAUAACUAAGAAAAAAUUUAAAAAAUCUAGAUUUAGGGUGAAACUUACCCUAGAAGGCUUAGAGGAGGAGAGUGAAGAUGAAGAGGAUGAUAGACUGUCUCCUACAUUUCAUCAUAAAAUGGCAAAUACGCUAGAGAUCUCGGCAAUAAGUGAAAAUGAAUUCAAAUCUCGGCAUUCUCAGCCAGAAUGUGGUUAUGCUGUGCAGCCUCAGAAAUGGACAGAAUAUAGUAUACAGACCAUGGAGCCAGACAACUUGGAAUUAAUCUUUGACUUUUUUGAGGAAGAUCUUGGUGAAGCCGUUAUACAAGGAGAUGCAUUUCCAGGCCAUGUGGGCUCUGCGUGUCUGUUAUCCUCCACAAUCGCAGAAGCAGGAAAGAGUGGUGGUGUUCUCACACUUCCAAUUAUGAACAGAAUUUCACGAAAAACCAUUGGAAAAGUUAGAGUGGACUACUUAAUUAUUAAGCCCAUUCAAGGAUACUUCUGUGACAUGCAAGCUGCAUAUGCCAAAUACUGGAAACGAAGAACUGGGCUAGAUGUUGGGCACAGGGGUGCAGGAAACUCUACAACGACUACAAAGCUUGCAAAACUUCAAGAAAAUACAGUUGCUUCUUUAAAGAGUGCUGCUAAACAUGGAGCAGCGUUUGUGGAAUUUGAUGUACAUCUUUCCAGGGAUUUCAUCCCCAUUAUAUAUCAUGAUCUUACUUGCUGUAUGACAAUGAAAAAGAAAAAUGAUCUGGAUCCAUUGGAACUGUUUGAGAUACCAGUAAAAGAGCUCACAUUUCCCCAACUGCAGUUGCUAAAGCUAACAAACGUUGUUGCAUUGAAGUCUAAAGAUAGUCAAGAAUCAUUUAAAGGAGAAGAAAACACUUCUUCUGACAUGCAGCCAUUCCCCUCUUUACAAACUGUACUAGAGGUCAUUCCUGAAAAUGUUGGCUUUAAUAUAGAAAUAAAAUGGAUCUGCCAGCAAAGGGAUGGCAAAUGGGAUGGUGAUCUUUCAACCUACUUUGACAUGAACCUCUACCUAGAUAUAAUUUUGAAAACUGUUCUGGUCAAAGCUGGAAGUAGAAGAAUUGUAUUUUCUUCAUUUGAUGCAGACAUAUGUACAAUGGUCAGACAUAAACAAAACAAAUAUCCCAUAUUAUUUUUAACGCAAGGAAAAACUGUAGUUUAUCCAGAACUCAUGGAUUUCCGGUGUCGUUCAACAUCAAUUGCCAUCAGUUUUGCACUGUUUGAAAAUCUGCUGGGGAUAAAUGCACAUACAGAAGAGUUGAUGGUGAAUCCAUCAUUUAUUGAAGAGGCCCAGUCUAAAGGCUUAGUUGUCUUCUGCUGGGGUGAUGAGGCGAAUGACCCUGAAAAUCGGAAGAAGCUGAGAGAAUAUGGAGUUCAGGGUUUGGUAUAUGACAGAGCUCUAUCUUUAUCUGAAUAUUUGUCAAGCAAUGUGAUUAUAAGGAUUUAUGACUCCAUGCCCGAACAGCCAAAUAUUUUCCAGACAGAGCAGCUAGAACGGCUGAAGAAAGAGGUACCAGAGCUGAAAAGCUGCGUUUGUCCCACUCUUAGCCACUUUAGUAGUCAUGCUUUGUGUAAAUGUAGUAGCAGACCAAGAUUGGUAGAUAGUACAGAAAGUCUCUAGCAGACUCCACAACAGAAGAGAAUUUUACUUGAUGUGUACAUCCAAUUCCCUCAGCUGAACAAUGCUAGCAAUCCCUCGCUGUUCUUACCUCCAAAUGAAGCAAUAAUACAUGGCCCACUGUUGUGUGUAUUAAAAAAAAAGUCCAUUGCUAGAUUGUCAAAGCCUGCUAAAGUGCUUGGUCAGUUGUAAUUAUUCUGUAUAAUUCUUGUAUAUUCUGAACUGACCAGUUUAAGAUUAAAUCUCUGUACUGUAACAUAUGCACCUGGUUUCUGCACAAUCUGAAGUGCUAUAGUUGCACACAAGUUGCUAUGAUCUAAAUUGCCAAAUAUCAUAGUAUGAUUUGACUCCAUUGCUAGUCGCUGGAUGAGUGGAGAGAUUGUACUAUAUAAAAUUAUAUUUCACCUCCAAUGCAUGCAUUUGCACUGACGAAUGCAUCCAUACAAACGUGUAUGCCAUCACAUUGCACAAGUACAAUUAUCUAUUUUUAUUGUUGCUUUCUGACUGUUCUUUUGUUUUGUCAGAUAGAAUGAGAAAUAUGGUGUAGUCUCUGUCUAGCAACCUACAGGUGACUAGUCCCCCUUCUCCACUUUUGUGUAUUAUAUUGUGCUGAAGUUCAGAAUGUUGCAAAUCAAUAUAAGCCAAAUUGCCAGUAUCUAACUGCAGGUUUAAAAAAAAAAAGGUAUCAUUGUACUUAAAUAUGAAAGGCACAGAUGCACAAUUCAAAAUUCAGUAAGCACUAAGCAUGAAGCUGUAAAUGUUGGUAGCAGUCCUUGUGCCCUUGUGGUGCUAGUAUGGUGCAAGGGUACUAAAGGCUGAACAAAAAUGCUUAAUCUUUGCUGCUGAAACGCCUCAGGCCUUCAUGUAAAUAGUUAAAUAAGACCUUUACCAUCUUGUUCUUUUUAUUUCUGGCCACUAGGAAGGAAGGAAGCGUGUGCAUGUGUGUGUGUGUGUUUAAAAAAAGAAUAUAAAAUUGAUUUUCAAAUUGUGAGACUUUCGAACUUUAAUCUUUAGCUAAUGUACACUGUGUAUAACUUAUUCAGAAAUUAUGGUAUAGAAUAUCUUGUCACAUAUGUAUGUUUGUAUUGUCAAAUACAUACCUCUCUCCAGUAGCAGGUAAUUGAAACCCAGUUCCUGCAACUUCUUACAGAAGUGUUAAAUGCAUAAUAAAAAUGAUAAAUAUUUAUUUUUUCCUCUGGCAAAUCAAUAAUUGAAGCAACUUGUAUGAUAUGAAUCUUGUCACUGCUGUACAAUAAAUCCAAGUAUGUACCUGG